Molecule: messenger RNA, 459 nt
Organism: Oppia nitens
Lineage: Eukaryota; Metazoa; Arthropoda; Arachnida; Sarcoptiformes; Oppiidae
Product: aklaviketone reductase DauE-like
Exons: 3
Coding region: 1-459 (152 amino acids)
Source: RefSeq, a predicted model, not a curated record
AUGAAAUUGAAUUUAUAUUCAAUGGUAUUACUGACACAUCUAUCGGUCGAUCAUUUAUCUAAAACUCGGGGAAAUAUUGUCAACAUAUCAAGUAUUGCCGGACUUCGAGCCUUUUCAACUAAUCCAGCCUAUUGUAUGGCUAAAUGUUCAAUAGAUAUGUUUACCAAAUGUUGUGCCGCGGAAUUGGGACCGAAAAAUAUUCGGGUUAAUGUUAUUAAUCCGGGACCAAUAAAAACCGGUGCAUUCAGAUCCCUGACCCGGGAACAGGCUGAUACCAUAUUUGAUACGUUGGGCAGCUUUACACCGGUAGGCCGGGCCGGACAAGGCCGGGAAGUAGCCGAUACUGUCUUAUAUCUGGCCAGUGACCAUGCCCGUUUUGUUACCGGUACCCAAUUGGUCAUUGAUGGCGGUAUGGUUGCGGCCAAUUCAUUUCCAACUGAUGUAUUUAAAAAAUUAUAA